AUGAACCGGCUCGAAGAAGCCUAAUUAGAAUGGUAAAAAGCAAUAGAUAUAGAGUCAUCUAAUUCUAAUUAUUAUUCUGGAAGAGGUAAAUUAAUCUUUCUAUUUUAGCAUACACUUUAAGAUAGUUGAAUCGAAAUGAAGAAGCCAUAAUAUCUUAUGAUUUAGUAAUUUAAAGGAAUCCUUAAAACUAUGAGCAUCCCUCAGGAAAAGGUUAAAUUAUCAUUUUUAAAUUAAGGCUAUUCGCUAAGAUAAUAGCAAAGAAACAUAGAAGCCAUAGAUUCUUUCGAUUCUGCAAUAAGCAUCUAUGCUGAUGAUGCAUAUAUCUAUGCAUGA
This is a messenger RNA of Paramecium octaurelia, 333 nucleotides long. Lineage: Eukaryota; Ciliophora; Oligohymenophorea; Peniculida; Parameciidae. The record is from the annotation of a GenBank genome assembly.